GCAAUCUGUCACAUGUUUUGAAAAGUGUACUAAGUGAUUAGAUGUCUGGUUAGAUUAGCUAACAAUCUGUUUUAUGUUUCUAACCAACACCCCGCUGAGAUUUGAUGGCAAUAUAAGAAGCAAUAGAAAUAAUUUUAAUAGUGAACUUAAUUUUUUUAGAUAAAAAUAUAUUGCAAAAAUGAGACUUAUAAUCUUAGAUGACUAUGAAAAUGUUAGCACAUGGGCAGCAAAAUAUAUUCGUAAGCGAAUACGACAAUUCAAACCUGAUGAAUCUCAUUAUUUUGUUCUUGGUUUGCCAACAGGAUCAACACCGCUUGGAACUUACAAAAAAUUGAUCGAAUUUUACAAAGAAGGCAGUGUCUCAUUCAAAUAUGUUAAAACUUUUAACAUGGAUGAAUAUGUAGGUUUACCACGUGACCAUCCUGAAAGUUAUCAUUCUUUCAUGUGGAACAAUUUCUUCAAGCAUAUUGAUAUCCAACCUCAAAAUGUCAAUUUACUUGAUGGAAAUGCAACUGAUUUAAAUGCUGAAUGCAAAAAUUACGAAAAAAAAAUUGAAGAAGCUGGUGGAAUUGAUUUGUUUAUGGGAGGAAUUGGCCCAGAUGGUCAUAUUGCCUUUAAUGAACCAGGCUCUAGUCUUGCUUCUCGCACUCGUCUAAAGACUUUGGCUGUUGAUACUAUUGAGGCAAAUGCUCGCUUCUUUGGAAAUGACUUAUCAAAGGUGCCUCAUGAAGCACUGACUGUUGGUGUUGGAACUGUAAUGGCUGCAAGAGAGGUGAUGAUAUUGAUUACUGGUUCUCAUAAAGCUCUAGCCUUGUCAAAAGCAAUUGAAGAAGGAAUCAGCCACAUGUGGACAGUAUCUGCUUUCCAGAUGCAUCCCAAUACUAUAUUCAUUUGUGAUGAAGAUGCUACUCUUGAAUUGAGGGUAAAAACUGUGAAAUAUUUUAAAGGUUUGAUGCGUGUGCAUAAUAAACUUAUACAGCUAGAUGAGGAAUAAAAAUUAUAUAUUUUAUAAGAAAUUUUGUCCACUUUUUAAACUUUACCUGUAUUAUGCAAUUUGAUUUUUCUGAAAAUGUAGUUGAUUAGAAAUCUGAGUUUAUUAUUCAAUUUUUAUAUGCAACAUUCAUUUUUCUCCUUCUUCCCUUUUCUUUUUUCUAUGCUUGUUGCAUUCUAAAAUACUAAUGCAUUUAAUAAUAUUUGUGUUUUUGUUGUACUAAUCUUUAUAAAUAUAUUUUGAUUUAUUUGUCUGUUUUAAAAAAAUUAGAUGUUUGACUUCAUGUUCAUCAUGCUUAACUUUUUUUUUGAUAAUAGGAGUGUUAUGUGGGUUAACAUCUGUAUGAUCCUAUAUUUUUUAUUUCCUUUGUAAUAUUUUUUAAUGAAAUACAAGAAGAUUUAGCUUUAAAACUAUUAUUUAAAUAACAUGAUCUUUGUCUAAAGUCAUAUUUAUGUUCCUAACUUGAUAUAGUCAGUUUUAUACAAUAUUUUCUGUCCUUUAUGUGCUUAAAAUUGGAAGCUUCAUUGCUUCUUAUGCAGUUGUUCCUAUUUAAUAUUUUGUGUUUAGACUUCUUAUAUUUGUUUAUAUAUAUUUCUUAUAGAAUGUCUAUAUUCCUAUGAAAUAUUAUAUUAUUUUAUUUUACAAAUUGUUAAAUCACUGAAAUGUUUAUUGUUCAAAACUAACUAGUGCCAUGCUUCUAUAAUAAUCUUGUAAAUGCCUAAAAAUAUAUAUACUAUUAUCAUUUUGUCAAACCAUAUGCCAAUUAUGAAGUUUUUAAUAAAAUGAAUUCUAUGUUUGAUAUGACCAUUGCAAGUUUUAUUUUACUCUUAGGAAAACCUGACUUUAUCCAUUAAUCUAAUUCCAAAUGAUUUAUUUUGCUAUACACAUGUACUCGCAUUCUAAUAUAAUUGGAUUUUUCUAAAUCGAUUAUCUCUCAGACUUCUGAAAUUUACUCUUUAUUCAAAUGUAAUUUUCUAAAAAUUAGCAUAUCGCUUGCUUGUGACAUUCAGUAAUAUAACUUUCAAUUCUGUAAGGUAUUUUAAUUUAUGUGCAGUGCAUGAAUAACAUUAUUAAUAUGAAAGAGUAUGGCAUUUAUGAAAUUGUUUGUGUUUUGGCUUUUUGAUUGAAAAGUGAAGAUUUUUUUAGAAAUUAAUAAAUUAAGUUUUAAUCUAACUUUUAAAUUUUAAGAUUACUUGAAGGAAUUCUUUUUCCUGGAAUUUAUAAUGGAAAUCUUGGUAUAGUUUAUUCUCCCAUCAGGUUUUAUUAUGUUAAUGACUAAUAUAGCAUUAAAUGAAAACAUUUUUUUUUUUUUUCUUAUUUUAUCCUAUGUGUAAUUUUUUAACAUGUGUUAUAAAAUAAUGUGUAAAAUUGCAUUUAUAUGAUUACAGUAAUUUUUUACUAAUACUAAAAAAAUCUUUUAUUAGAUGAAAUCUUACACAUAAAAAUUGAAGUGUAUAAAAUAAAAAUUCAAAUAUAGAUUUUCUAUAAAUGUUAAAUAGUAACAUUAUUGAAAUAACCAACAUUUGUCAAAAUAUAAUUCAUAAGACUCAAGAUAAAAAAAAAAAUAGAGUAUGCACAUUGAAAAUCUUUUGUAAUAAUUUAUAUAUACAUAUUAACACAAAUGGUAUAGCAUAAUACAUUUCAGUGUUAGUAAGACAUUAUGAGAUCAAUCGAGAAUAAUGCAACUAUUAUGGCCUCUCUUCUCCGUAAAAGAUCUGGCAAUACAUGACUAGAAAUGAAUGAUGUGCGUCACACUUGGUUUAUGCUCAAUGUUUAUGGUUUCGUACAUUUUAUUCGAUAAAAGUAUUGUUGUAAGAAAUAGCUUAUAAUAAAGUAUUGUUAAUAUUUUUUGCCAAAUUAA
This is a messenger RNA of Argiope bruennichi, 2852 nucleotides long. It is a transcript of the gene Oscillin, whose product is annotated as glucosamine-6-phosphate isomerase 2-like. The transcript is spliced from 5 exons. Gene Ontology annotation, biological process: D-glucosamine catabolic process; N-acetylneuraminate catabolic process; carbohydrate metabolic process. The record is from RefSeq and is a predicted model, not a curated record. Bases 179 to 994 code for a protein of 271 amino acids. Lineage: Eukaryota; Metazoa; Arthropoda; Arachnida; Araneae; Araneidae. Gene Ontology annotation, molecular function: glucosamine-6-phosphate deaminase activity; identical protein binding. Gene Ontology annotation, cellular component: cytoplasm.